Molecule: messenger RNA, 1245 nt
Organism: Periconia digitata
Lineage: Eukaryota; Fungi; Ascomycota; Dothideomycetes; Pleosporales; Periconiaceae
Source: the annotation of a GenBank genome assembly
UCCGCGCAACCAAACAUUGUUGGACUGUCUAGCUGUGCUGGGCAUACAAACACAUUCGCAAUGUCUCGCCAAAGCAUGGCGCCACCGCGCAAUCUGUCGCUCACCGAAGAAUUGGAGAAGCUAGAGCAGUCCAUCACCCUCACAUUGCAAGAAAUCGACCACAACUUCAGCCGUGCACAUCGAAUCGUAACCACGAGCAUCCUUCCAAUCGUCGAGCAAUAUGGCAAGCAUUCUGAAGCGGUCUGGGAAGGCUCCAAGUUCUGGAAGCAGUUCUUCGAAGCUAGCGCAAACGUCUCCCUCUCCGGAUAUGAGGCGCGCGACACCGACGACACGACCGUUCACGAUGACACCCAGCAGUCUCAGAUGUACGAAGAGGAGACAAUGGAGGAUAACACGGUGACGGGUGGAUCUGUGACCCCGCCUCGGCCUACAUCCUCGCAGGCAGGCCUGGACGAGACAUCCGAAAUGGACUCGCCGUCUCUUGCACACGCCCAUAGUACUCCUCGCGCGCCAAAUACCGGGGGAAAAGAGCCUAUGUUCGCCGAAUUCUCAUCUCCCUACGAAACGCUGCGGCAGGAGAUACAGGGCACACGCACCCCUAAACUGGUUCCUACCACACCAGCAAAGACCACAGCGCUGCCCGAAAUGAGCUUCGAUUCUUCCCCACUUGUGCCACCGACUUCGGGUAAGCAGAGCCAUGUCAUGGACCCGCUGCUUCACCGAGUUCUCGACAAGACGUACCGCGUCCAAGCGACUCCCUUGAUAAGCCCAAGGAAGUACAAGCCAACGGGUGCUUUUACUCCAUCUACGGCUCGACGCGGUGCUCCUACGCCUCAGGCCCAAACCUCGACGCUCGCUGCGUGGGAAGACUCUUCCCCUGAGUCUUCGCCCGCGCCACCGCAGCUCCGAGCGGACCUGUUUUCGCCCCUCAAAACGCCGCGCACUCCCGGCGUGAGCGUACAGACGCCAGGCAAAGGAAAGCAUCUCUUCAGUGUCACCAAAACGGGGGCCAAUAUCUUCGACGACACCGACAGCGAGGAGGAUGAUCUUAGCCCCCCCAAGACGAUUCAAUUUCACAUUCCGCAGAGUAAGCUGCUGCAGACUCCUGCCCAAGAAGCCAGCAGGCGGAUUGUGGAUGACUUGUUGAUGACAGCUGGCGGCGACAUCACUGACACGACCGAGGGACUGGAAGAAGACAGUCCCAGUGUGGUUCGACGUCAAGUGAACAUGGACGAUACAUUUUGA